AUGGGGAACCGCAGCGCCGCGGACGCGGACGGGCUGCUGGCUGGGCGCGGGCCCGGCACGGGCGGCGGCGCGGGGGGCCCCGGGGCGGCGGCGGCGCUGGCGGGGGGCGUGCUGCUCAUCGGCGCGGUGCUCGCAGGGAACUCGCUCGUGUGCGUGAGCGUGGCGGCCGAGCGCGCCCUGCAGACGCCCACCAACUACUUCAUCGUGAGCCUGGCGGCCGCCGACCUCCUGCUCGCCCUGCUCGUGCUGCCUCUCUUCGUCUACUCCGAGGUCCAGGGCGGCGUGUGGCUGCUGAGCCCGGGCCUCUGCGACACGCUCAUGGCCAUGGACGUCAUGCUGUGCACGGCCUCCAUCUUCAACUUGUGCGCCAUCAGCGUGGACAGGUUCGUGGCGGUGGCCGUGCCGCUGCGCUACAACCGCCAAAGCCGCGGCGGCAGGCAGCUGCUGCUCAUCGGCGCCACGUGGCUGCUGUCGGCAGCGGUGGCGGCACCCGUGUUGUGCGGCCUCAACGACGCGCGCAGCCGCGAUCCCUCCGUGUGCCGCCUGGAGGACCGCGACUACGUGGUCUACUCGUCCGUGUGCUCCUUCUUCCUGCCCUGCCCGCUCAUGCUGCUGCUCUACUGGGCCACGUUCCGGGGCCUUCGGCGCUGGGAGGCAGCCCGCCGCGCCAAGCUGCACGGCCGUGCGCCCCGCCGCCCCAGCGGCCCCGGCCCGCCGCCCCCCGACGGCAUCCCGGCCCCCGAUGCCGCCGUGCCCCCGGACGCCAUCCCGGCCCCAGACUGCAUCCCGGCCCCCGACGCCACCCCGCCCCCCGACGGCAUCCCGGCCCCCGAUGCCGCCGUGGCCCCGGACGCCAUCCCGGCCCCAGACUGCAUCCCGGCCCCCGACGCCACCCCGCCCCCCGACGGCAUCCCAGCCCCCGAUGCCGCCGUGCCCCCCGACGCCACCCCAGCCUCGGAUGCCGUCGUGCCCUCGGACGCCAUGCCGGCCGAACCCCCGCUGCGGGCCCGCAGGAGGAGACGCGCCAAGAUCACGGGCCGGGAGCGCAAAGCUAUGAGAGUCCUGCCUGUGGUGGUCGGGGCCUUUCUGCUGUGCUGGACGCCCUUCUUUGUCGUGCACAUCUCCCGAGCGCUGUGUCCCACGUGCGCCGUGCCCCCGCGGCUGGUGAGCGCGGUCACCUGGCUGGGCUACGUCAACAGCGCCCUCAACCCCGUCAUCUACACCAUCUUCAACGCCGAGUUCCGGACCGUCUUCCGCAAGGCUCUGCGCCUCUGCUGCUGA
Messenger RNA from Eubalaena glacialis (North Atlantic right whale), 1281 nucleotides. RefSeq names its product dopamine receptor D4 (gene DRD4). NCBI's taxonomy places the organism in Eukaryota, Metazoa, Chordata, Mammalia, Artiodactyla, Balaenidae. The record is from RefSeq and is a predicted model, not a curated record. Gene Ontology annotation, biological process: adenylate cyclase-inhibiting dopamine receptor signaling pathway; adenylate cyclase-activating adrenergic receptor signaling pathway. Gene Ontology annotation, molecular function: dopamine neurotransmitter receptor activity, coupled via Gi/Go; G protein-coupled receptor activity. Gene Ontology annotation, cellular component: plasma membrane. The coding region runs from base 1 to 1281 and encodes 426 amino acids. The transcript has 4 exons.